CAGGAAGGAAACGACAUCAGUCAGGUUCUUGGAGCGGUGGCAAGACGAACAGGAAUACCGUGCCCGGUGACGAAUGGCCAUGUGUCAAAGCUACACGCUUCUUCUAUAGAGUACCUUAACAUGCAACUCCUGAAUCCUGUGCAUAUAAAGGAGCUAGUUCAUAGAUUCACACUUUUUAUGGAAAAAAUAUUUUUUCCACCAAAAUCAUCCGAGAACCUCGUCAGGGAGACGUCAACAGCUUCACUUAAAGGAGGCGCCGAGGUUCCAGGCAGUGCUGGUGGAUCGAUGUUUCCACUUCCUGACAACUGCACGGAUUCAUUCAGGAAAUAUCAUCUGAUCGAAGCCAGCCAUUCACUGAGGAGUAAAGCUGAUGAGAUUAUAGAAGACUCCCAGGAACUUGAGAUGCUACUCAAAGAAUUCAUAGACAUGGUCACUGACAUACAAUCACAGAUCCUCAGGAACCAUCAGAUUCCUUCAGAAACCGAUCAAGAUGAAAGCAGCUGUGAUGAAGAGGAGGAGCACUGGGCGAGAAUGGGGCUGCUCAACAUUCAGUCCUUGAAUAACAAAGUGAGCAAAGUCAGACGGUUCAUCGUGCAGAACAAGCUCGAUGUGUUUCUCCCAACAGAGACCUGGUUAGAUCCGUCCAGUGCAGACAUCGUCCUGUCACGAGCUUUACCUGGGAGCUUUAGCUUCUGUCAUCAGUCCAGGGGUGGUAGAGGACAAGGUGUGGCGAUUCAGUACUCAAAUAAAUUCCAGGGGAGGAAAAUUAACAUUGAAUCCAUGGAAACAUUUCAAUGUGUUGCCUUGGAUCUGUGGCACGAUAAGUGGGAUGCACCGAUCCUGCUGGUCAAUGUGUAUCGCCCGCCAAAACAAAAGCGGGUACGCUUUGACAAGUUCCUGAUGGAGUUUGAAAAACUCUUGAAUGAGAUUUUGAAUUAUAAAAAUGUACUCAUGACCGGUGAUUUCAAUAUUCAUGUUGAUAAAGUUUACAAUAAGUGGUGGCCUUGGGAGUGGCUACGCUGGGUGAUCUAUAAAAGGAGAUCCCCCAAGAAGGAUUUCUGUUUGUUUUUGUUGAAACAUGGUCUUGAUCAAGACCAUGUUUGUGAGCCGACCCACAAGGACGGCCACAUUUUGGAUCUGGUCAUCACCAGGAAUGUCCAAGUUUCCUCCUUCUCUGUCCAAAACGAUAGGAUAUCCGAUCACUACACUGUGUAUUUCAGUGCAAGGCCAGAUGGGAAAAAGAAAACAUGCAAAAAGAAUAAAGUACAGGAACCAGACGACCUUUAAGAAGUUUGAUAUAGCUUGGUCCACCUGUUACUGAAAAGAUAGCCAAUGGUAAUAAAAAAAAAAAAAAACUAAUAUAAGUAGUAAGAUGUUUUCAAAACAGAGUUUAGAAGCACUCCCAAGAAACAUGAAAAACAAUUUCUGAAAACAUUAAAAACAACAAAUCAGUCCAACUGGCCAACAAAUUGAUGGCAAAAGCAUCAUAUGAAUAUGAAACCAAGGUUUGGAUUGUGUUAUCUUUACAAACUGAACACCUGACAAAUAUGGAAAUAAUGUUGGCACACGUUAAGCUUUUCUAAGAAAUGUCGAGUUUUAGUUUUAAUGACUCAAAUUUCAUUUGGUGGCCAAAAUAAGACAAGUUUAUUGGUAUUUGUACUACAUGGAAAACAAACCAAGCUGUGACUCUGCUGCAGCAAAGUCUGCAGAGAGAGAGAGCGCAGUACAGUCUGUUGGCCACUGGGGGCAGCACUCACUAGACAGGUAUAUGACCCGACUUUACUUUCUGAUUUAUUAAUUAAAAUCAAUCAAUUUUUAGCCAACCAAUCAAUAGGAAAUUGCAUGUUGACUCAUGAAAAUUACACGUAAUGUAGAAUUACAUAAAGCAGAGGAGAGAAAUGCAACAAAUACAGAGCAGACAGGCUUGCCAUUUUUGCA
Myripristis murdjan (pinecone soldierfish) is the source of this 1938-nucleotide messenger RNA. RefSeq lists its product as uncharacterized. Gene Ontology annotation, molecular function: catalytic activity. The transcript has 3 exons. The coding region runs from base 121 to 1287 and encodes 388 amino acids. NCBI's taxonomy places the organism in Eukaryota, Metazoa, Chordata, Actinopteri, Holocentriformes, Holocentridae. The record is from RefSeq and is a predicted model, not a curated record.